This is a messenger RNA of Wyeomyia smithii (pitcher-plant mosquito), 577 nucleotides long. RefSeq names its product NPC intracellular cholesterol transporter 2-like. Lineage: Eukaryota; Metazoa; Arthropoda; Insecta; Diptera; Culicidae. The transcript is spliced from 2 exons. The record is from RefSeq and is a predicted model, not a curated record. Bases 48 to 509 code for a protein of 153 amino acids.
UUCCGUAAUACUUUGCUGUAUCCUGUAGUAUCAUCAACCGAAUAACGAUGCGUGAAUACUUGCUCGUUGCAGUGCUGCUUCCGGCUCUAGUUCUAGGCCAAACUCCUAUCAUGUCAUGCCCGAACGGAGCCCCAGUGCCAAGAGAGGUUGACCUGAACGGUUGCACUACUGCACCGUGCAAUAUUCCAGCCGGUGCACCGAUAGUGGCCCACGCAAAGGGAAUCGUUAGCCCCGUCGCCACAGAAACCUUGACUGCACAUAUUUCCAUACGGUUACUGGGUCUCGAGAUUCCAUUCCCGAUUCCAGAGUCGUUAGUGGACGCGUGCGCUGCCGGUACAGAGCCCGGUACCUGUCCCGUGUCGGCAGGUCAGGAAUUCGAUUAUACACUGAAUUAUGAAGGUGAUCCGCCUCCGGUUUCGGGAGUUACAGUGCAAAUCGAGGUUGGACUAGCUGCCGACGAUGGUUCGGACGUAACUUGCGUAGCUGUUGAUGUGUAUAUUUCUAAUUAGAUUAAAAUAAUGAUUUGAAAUGUUCUCAAUAGAAGUGCUUCAAUACAUUUACUAAUUAUUGAGCUAUA